AACAAUAAUAAUCAUUAUCCGGAACAUUUUAUAUUGUCAGCUGCUGCAAAUUUCGGAAGACGCGAAGCGGUCUAUCGGCGCUUCGCCGAAAGCCCCAACCGGCAAACGUUUUGAAGUUUAUUAGAAACAUACUUCACCAUUAACCAAAAAAAAAAAAAAAAAAAAAAGGAAAGGAAGAAGAAGAAGAAGAAAAACCCAAAAAAAAUUUCAGCAAUACGCACACAGAAACAGAGUUUUCAUUGCUGUAAAGCGAAAAUGGGUUUAGCUUCAGCUGUUAACUCUCCUCCCAUGGCGCUUCGCUCUGCAGUACCUCUUCCUAACAACCACCCCAGACCACCUUCCAAUCUCUAUCUGCCGCUUCGUCGUCUUCUUCCUCGCUUCUCAUCCACUCUCACCCUCGCUCGCCGUCGCAACCACCACAGCGCCACCACCACUACUUCUUCUCCAACAAAGAAAAAAAACAAGCAAAGCUUAGCUAAGAACAGAGUAAUGAAGGAUGAGGAUGACAUAGAUGAGGAUGCUUUUGAGGCUCUCUUUAGCAUGCUAGAAGAAGACCUCAAGAAGGACGACGUUUCCUUAGGAAACGAAGAUGACGAAGAUAUAAGAGAAGAGGAUCUUGCUUUGCUUGAAGAAGAACUUUCCGAGGCAUUUGGAGCUGAUGGUGAUUUCAGCCUAGAUACCGAUAAUGAAGAUGGAGAGGAUGAUGAAGAUGAAGAUGAAGAGGAAGAGGAGCCACCUGUGAAGCUUAAGAAUUGGCAACUGCGGCGAUUGGCUUCCGCUUUGAAAGCCGGCCGCCGAAAAACCAGUAUCAAAAGUCUAGCAGCUGAGCUUUGUCUUGAUAGGGCUCUUGUUCUUGAAUUGCUCCGUGAACCCCCUCCAAGCCUUUUGAUGAUGAGUGCAGCUUUACCUGAUGAACCUCCUGCAACAGUAUCCGUAACUGAAACAAAGCCCGUAGAAACUGUUGCAAAGAUAACUGCAGAUACUGCAGAACCUGACACUAGCACGAAGGUGCCCGUUCAUGUCUUGCAACAAAAGUUCUCUGCUCAAAAGAGACUGAAGAAAGUUCAUGUCCAAACCCUUGAAAGUGUUUAUAGAAGAACAAAGCGCCCCACUAAUGCAAUGAUUAGCAGCAUUGUGCAUGUGACAAAUCUUCCCCGCAAAAGAGUCAUAAAAUGGUUCGAAGAUAAGCGUGCUGAAGAUGAGGUUCCUGAAAAUCGAACUCCAUAUCAACGAUCUUCAGUCUCUUCCUAAUACUGCCGUGUAAAACAAUAAAGAGAAGAAGAUGAAGAAGGAGACCGACAGGUGGAAAACUAGUUAGACCACCCCAAGGAUACUCCACUUUUUGAGGCGUCCUGAUCUAUUACGAAGAAUAAUCUCCAUUGAACAUGCUUCAUUAGCUAGAUCGUGGAAUAUGGAGGAUGUUUCACUUCCUCUUUAUACAGUUGAAGCUGAGCUCAACCUUUUAUGGUUUGAGGAUGCUUCUUCUUUGAGCAUCGACUCUCAAUGGCUUGGACAAAUUACUAUGGUUUUAUGUAAAUCCUAAAGUUUUUUACUGCUUUAAAACCUCAACCACGUGAAGCCUCUAUUCAAAUGCUAAAGUUUCUUGGCAAGUUCCUAAAGCCAGGGUCUAAUGGUUUAUAUUAACCGAAGAGCAGACCGGUAAAAUUCGUUUAUUAUGUGUGAUAUUUUAUAUUUAAUGUGUAAAAGUUACUCAUGUUGGAAAGUUGUAUAGUCAUUAAUCAAAUACUUUGGCCUCGAAGGAAUAGGCAUAGGGAUCAUACUAGAUAGAAACUACUUUCUUUUUGGUGAAUAUGCUAGAUUGAAACUAUGUUCUGCAUUAGCAACGUAGUAUUUUUGAAUUUAUCUUAUGAAAUCCAAAAAUGAGAAGUUUGCCUUUUUGUUUGGCUC
Molecule: messenger RNA, 1908 nt
Organism: Ziziphus jujuba (common jujube)
Lineage: Eukaryota; Viridiplantae; Streptophyta; Magnoliopsida; Rosales; Rhamnaceae
Product: protein OVEREXPRESSOR OF CATIONIC PEROXIDASE 3
Exons: 5
Coding region: 256-1251 (331 amino acids)
Biological process (GO): regulation of transcription by RNA polymerase II
Cellular component (GO): nucleus
Molecular function (GO): DNA-binding transcription factor activity, RNA polymerase II-specific; DNA binding
Source: RefSeq, a predicted model, not a curated record